This is a messenger RNA of Schizosaccharomyces japonicus yFS275, 539 nucleotides long. RefSeq names its product 40S ribosomal protein S27. Gene Ontology annotation, molecular function: structural constituent of ribosome. The transcript has 3 exons. Gene Ontology annotation, biological process: translation. Gene Ontology annotation, cellular component: ribosome. Bases 58 to 309 code for a protein of 83 amino acids. The record is from RefSeq and is a predicted model, not a curated record. NCBI's taxonomy places the organism in Eukaryota, Fungi, Ascomycota, Schizosaccharomycetes, Schizosaccharomycetales, Schizosaccharomycetaceae.
CCACAGUCACACACAUAUAUAAACAAAAAACUUCCCCUCGACUUUCCCUUGUACAUCAUGGUGUUGGCUGUUGACUUAUUGAACCCUUCGCCCGAGUCUGAGCUUAAGAAGCACAAGCUCAAGCAGCUCGUCCAGAGCCCUCGCAGCUACUUUAUGGACGUCAAGUGCUCUGGCUGUUUCAACAUCACCACAGUCUUCUCCCAUGCCCAGACCGUUGUCAUCUGCGGUUCCUGUGCCACGGUUCUCUGCCAACCCACUGGUGGUAAGGCCCGUUUGAUGGAGGGCUGCUCUUUCCGUAGAAAAAACUAGACGGCUAGAGCAGAAUUGCCGCUAGCAUGUAGUUCGGCGCAGCUGCCGCUGUGCAACAUGUUUGGCUUUCCGUCAAAACCGUUAUCAUAUGUUUCGCUUGGAAUUUCGCUGGCGUGUUUGCUAUGCUUCGUUCUUUGGGUUUGAACAUCUUGCGUCGCUAGCUUCCUGUUUCGUGCAUUCGUAGUCGAGGAAACACUCGCUCGCACUUAAUCCAUCCUGGUUUAUUCGGA